Molecule: messenger RNA, 668 nt
Organism: Passer domesticus (house sparrow)
Lineage: Eukaryota; Metazoa; Chordata; Aves; Passeriformes; Passeridae
Exons: 6
Coding region: 51-668 (205 amino acids)
Source: RefSeq, a predicted model, not a curated record
GUUUUGCCUCCACUCCUCAUAUCUGAUACCACUUUCUCCUACAGUCCGGCAUGGCAGAAAACAUGAAGAAGAUCCAGGAGGCACGGGAUGAGGUCACAUCCCUCUCUGAGAAUAUCACUGAGGAGAUUGACAGGAUAAAGGAAGCACAGAACCACACAGCACAGAAGAUUAAGGAGUUGGCUGCCUCAAUUAAGAAGCUGGAGGAAGACCUUAAAAAGCUGAGGCAGGAUGCAGCGAAGUGGAAAGAAGAGAGCAGCAAUGAGAUCUCUCAGCAACUCGAGGCUUUGCUGGAGGAGACAAAGCGUGAGCUGCAGAAGAUGGGAGAGCAGCAGGAGAUGAGGAAGGCCAUGCUGGAGCAGCUGGUGACUGAGACAACCAACAAGCUGGCUGAGAUAGGGGAGAUAGUGAAGAGUGUGCAGGAGGAGAAGGAGAAGGCAAAGGCAGAGUGCUCCAACUGCACCUUUGACAUCAAUGAGCAUUUGGGGGAGCUCCUCCGGCGCUGUGAGAACCUCCAGGAGCAGGUGGAAUCCCUGGAGUCCCGGCAGAUGCCUGUGGGCAAGCUUGAAAAGAUGAUGAGGAAUUGGGGCCAGACCCAAACUGCCCAAACUGGCCUGGACCAGUCAGUGGCAUGGACAGAAAUGAAAGCCUUGAUGCAAAUGUCCUGUUGA